AUGGAUAACGGCACUAUGGGUGCAAAGAGAACACCCCAGCUGGCUCAGGUGGAUACAAGUUUCAGAAGGACUGAAACACCCCAAACAACAGGAAGAUUUCCACUUUACAUAGCCAUCAACGAAUAUACCAAGAGGAUGGAGGAUGAGCUAGACAUGAAGCCCGGUGACAAGAUUCAAGUUAUCACUGACGAUGAGGAAUACAACGAUGGCUGGUUUUAUGGUCGGAAUCUGAGAACAGACGAAGAAGGUUUGUAUCCCAAAGUGUUUACACAGGAAAUUUCGUCUCCUUCACUCAUGAGGGCAAAAUCUGCAAAGCGUGUCGCUAGUCCUUUAGCAAAUGGUAGCACUACGAACCUGUCGACAUUUUCGAAUGACGGUUCUAUGAGCGAACUUCCUACUCCCCAACCCUUAGAGACAGCUGCCCCAGUAAAUUUGGCAAGUGCCACCAAACCCGUAGACCGGAAGAUUUCUGUGAAAACUACUAUGAGUGACAUUGAUAAAGCCCUGGAAGAGUUUAGAGGCGAAACUCUCGCAGAUUUGUCGCAUCAUACAACCGAAGAUAUAACUGCCAACACGACUGCUACUUCAGAAUUAUCGAACCCGCAAAUACGUGGUUCUAUGUCAGCUCAUUCCCUAACCAACGAUACAUCUUUUGGCGUAUCUUCAAUAAAUGGGAUAGAGACAACUGAACUUCAGCCUUCGAAUGCCAACAGUUGGACUCCAGAACAGGUGACAGCCUAUUUUAUAGCUUCAGGAUUUGACGUGGAAUCAUCUAGCAGAUUUCAGCAACACAAGAUAUCAGGUGCUAUUUUGAUGGAACUAGAGCUAGCCCACUUAAAAGAGUUAGAUAUCAAUUCAUUUGGAACAAGAUUCGAGAUAUUCAAGGAAAUUGAAGCCAUUAAGGAGAUUGUAAACACUAAGAAAUCGUCCAAAAGAACAAGCCAACUAAUGCCUGCCGCAGCUGUCAACCAAAGGUCUUACCUUGGUCACACUCGUAAAACUUCACAAUCACUUGAGGAAUUGCCUGCAAAGGCGUCCACUCCAUCCAAUACAGAAGAACAGCAAUCCUCAUCUAAGUAUAGACCACUUUCUUUGGCUUUGGGGCAGCAAAAUCUUGCACCAGAUUCUACCAAUCAAACGAAGGAGACAGGACUUGAUGACAAUAUUUUUCUAUCUCCACGAAAAGCUCCCAAACCUCCUUCAUACCCAAGUCCGGUUCAACCUCCACGAUCACCUGUGGCGCAAAACUACACACCCAGCCCAUCUACGUCGAACUUUGCUCAAGGCUAUAAGCAUCCGCCUCCUACUAUAUAUGAGCGCGCUACUCAACAUGGAUCUUCUUUUGGGAGUUCUGAGGAGUUGAAUACUCCAAGCUUCCAAUUUCCAAAAACGACCCCUCCUCAACCCAGCUCUGCCACACCCGUUAAAAUUUCGGACAAGAAGUAUACAGACGAUGAUUUCGAUGAGGAUUACAUGGUAAAGUCCCCAGAAAAUAUUGUUGGAAACCGUGGCUCGGUAAUCUACUCAGGCCAACAAGGUCAUCGAAAGACAAAGUCUGGCGGAUCAUUUGUGGAUCUAUUUAAUAGAAUUUCAAUGCUCUCACCUCAAGCGCAAAAUGGAGAAUUUAGCAAUUCUGAUCAAACUCCUCCCACUGAGAGCCAAUUUCAAAGGCCUUCUUCUAGUGUCUAUGAGCAUUCUAGAACGGCAUCUCCUCAUCAUAUCAAACAUCCAUCCCAAUUCUCUAAUACCGAGGUCAAAAAACACAGGAGAAACUCGUCGAUCCUAUCGUUCUUAUCAAACAAGCCUGAUGAUAUGGCAAGAGCAGUAUCUCCAAGCAAAAGAACUCAUUCAAGAAGCGCUUCUCGUUCUCAUAGUCGGAACAUGUCUGUAACUAACGGUUCUUCCAUGAAGCCACUUGCGCUAGAAAACAAACCUCCAUCCCCAAUCAAAAGACAGUCUAUGCUUGCCUCUCCUGCGAUACAGUCCCCCGCUUUAUCAAGUUCUCCAGAUAAAAAAGAUAAAAGAAGAUCUGUAAGCGCGAAGGAGCCAGCAAUCACAACAAAUGCUACAGAAAGCGACAUAUUCUUUGAUGCCAAAGAGGAAGUUCUUGAAGACAAGAAGAAUAAAAGAUCAGUGAGCGAUGCUAUGAAGACAAAAACGUUGCGCUCAAAGAAUGUGCCACGUAAGCAGAAAACAUCUGCUUUUAUGGAAGGUAUCAGAACAGUAUCUGUCCAAGAGGCGAUGAAAGAGGCCGAUUGUUCGGGAUGGAUGAGUAAGAAGGGUUCUGGUGCUAUGGGUGUAUGGAGAAACAGAUUUUUCACACUGCAUGGAACUAGAUUAUCAUAUUUUGCCAAUACAACCGAUACCAGAGAGCGCGGCUUAAUUGAUAUCACAGCCCACAGGGUUUUGCCAGCGAAGGAUGAUGAUAAGUUUGUUGCGCUAUACGCGGCUAGCACUGGCAAGGGUCGCUAUUGCUUCAAGUUACUCCCCCCACAACCUGGAUCCAAAAAGGGAUUGACAUUCACGCAGCCUCGCGUUCACUAUUUUGCUGUAGAAACAAAGGACGAGAUGAGAGCUUGGAUGGCGGCUCUUAUAAAAGCUACAAUUGAUAUUGACACCAGUGUACCCAUAAUAAGUUCUUGUGCUACUCCAACAGUGUCUUUGACAAAAGCUCAGGAAAUGCUGUUACAAGCUCGUGAGGAAACCAGGUUAAGGGAAGAACAGCGAUUCUUGAAUGAAGAGGACGAAGAUCAAAUGUUAUGGGAACAACAACAACAGCAUGCUGAACAAGAAACCCACGAUGGAAUCACGGAUGGAUCGACUCCUAAUUCUUCUAUGCAACAAAACACGACUCUAGGUUCUGGUUUUCAAAGUCCAUACCUAUUGGCGUCUGGUAUUCUUUCACCUGGCCCUCCCACGAAUAAUGGCAGAUUUUCCGACCAGAAUCAACCUGAUUAUUUCGGAUUGGAUCCAAAAUAUGUGGGUAAUAAAAUUUAA
Molecule: messenger RNA, 2997 nt
Organism: Lachancea fermentati
Lineage: Eukaryota; Fungi; Ascomycota; Saccharomycetes; Saccharomycetales; Saccharomycetaceae
Source: the annotation of a GenBank genome assembly